GUGCGGUUAAAGUAUUUCCUCUGAUAUUUUUCAUUGAAUUAAAGAAUGCACUGAGAAUUCCGACUGCAUUAUUUGAGCAAAUAACUAAAAGUAUUCCUAACAAUGUUCACAAUAUGAUGCUUUAGUACAAACAAUAUAUUUAGUGUGAAAUUAAUUACGUAUUUCCCAGUCAACAUCGACCUCUGUUGAAAUCAUAACCUACAAAAUUCAGCGCGUUUUAAUGCAUGAGUUGUAUUUUUUAGCUUAACUGCUAAAUUCAUUACGUCGGCGGAAAUUUGAGUGCGACUAUCCUUAUUCCAAGAAGCAGUUUUCAAGAUUAUUUAACACUAACAGCGUUUCUGGAAAUAAUCAGUUACCAUGUCUAAUUUCAAUUUAUGUGGGUUGCUGUUGUUUUGCAAUUUAAUAUUACUUUUUUGUAAGGCAGCUAAAUCACAUCCGUUUGUGUUCCAAAAAUAUUUAAAUUCUUGUUCCUAUAAUUCAUCAGGUGGUAAAUUAUUAUUUACAAGCAAAGAAUGGAUAGUGAAAGAUGCUGGUAUUGUUAUUUUCUACACAUUGUGCGGUUAUUUGCGUGAAGAAAUAUGUGGUGAAAAAGCUGCAGCUUGUUUAAAAAGUAAAGAAUAUAAUACAAUAAUUGGAAAAAAGUUUAUUUUAGGAAAAGACAAUUCACUUAAACUUGUUAGUGGAAAUUUCUGCAAAGCUAAUUCUGCAAAAAAAUAUAAAAUAACAAUUAAAUUUGAAUGUGACCAAGAUAUGGAGGAAGCACAUUUAGAAAAGGAAAGUGAUUGUGAAUACAAUAUACAUAUGAUUCAUCCAAAAUGUUCACUAAAUUGUGUCACAAAUAUCGAUAACCAGUUAAUUGACCUAAGAAAACUAAAAGGAAAUUACUUUGUCACCUCAAUAAACAACACAAAUUUUAGUAUUGCUUUAUGUGGUGCAAAACAACAAUGUACCAAAGCUGAUAGUGAUAUUUCUAUCUGUAAAAAGGAUAAUGGUGGAAUAAUACCUUUGUCCAGGGUCGACCAUGAAAGAAUAAUUUAUAAUUCAGACAAAAAUGAAAUUGUGUUUCGUGGAUCAUAUAAAGAAGAAAGUGAUUUAAAGAAAUUUGAAUUGUUACUGAAAUGUGACUGGGAAAAUGAUAUAGGACAGAUAAAUUACAGGAAGCUUCCAACUCAAGGAAAGGAGUAUAAAUUCAUUAUGGAUUCUUCCUAUGGGUGUGUAAAGUUACCUUCUGAAUGUGUGGUAGAAGAUUCAUCUCUGAUUUACAAUUUGACAAAUCUAUAUAGAAAUAAUGGAAGAUACCAAGUGUUAAAGGUGCCUAAUGGAAGUGUUAUAUAUCUAAAUAUUUGUGGACCAUUAACUUUUAAACAAAGCCUGGAAAAUUCCUGUACUAGAUCAUUUUCUCAGGUGUGUGAAUUAAAGGAUGGGAAAUAUAUAAACCGAGGAAGCACAACAUCUAAAUUUAAAGUAUAUAACGAUGUCAUUAAAAUUUCCUACACUAAUGGUGUAAAAUGUAACAAAGAAGAUCCUUUAAAGCGGUUCAGCACUCACAUAGACUUUUACUGUUCAAAAACAGAUCAAGGCCCUAUAUUUGUAAAAGCUGAUGACUGUGAUUUAUUUAUAAAUUGGAAUACGCCGUAUGCAUGUCCGACUUAUAAUAAAUCAAGUUGUGAGCAUGAAUCAGAAGAAUACUUUAACUGCUCUGUAACAUUUCGAGAGGAGCUCUAUGAUUUAAGUCCAUUGAAGCUCUCUGGUGAUAGUUAUGAGAUAGAUGAUCCUAAAAACAAGGGUAUUAAAUAUUAUUUAAAUGUGUGUGGUUCUGUUAUUGACCCUGAGGCACCAUGUAAGAAAAAUUCCAUGGUUAUAAUGAAGGAUAUGGAUGAAAUGAAUAUAAAAUACAGAAUAAAGUCACUAGGAAAAAUAGAUUUAAUAUCUAUUGUUAACGAACAGAUUGUUAUAGAAACACUAACUGGGACUUACUGCGGAGAAGAAGGGGACUACACUAGCAGUGUUAGUUUAAUUUGUGACUCUGAGGAGAAAAAACCUCGACUUGUAAAUAAUACAGUGUGUACAUUCCAAUUUGAGUGGAGGACUCCUCAUGGUUGCUUAAAUAAAAUUGAUUCUGGUAUGAGUCGGUGUAUAAUUAAAGACACAUCCGGUGAUAUUUCAUUAGAUUUUACAGAAGUAAAUAGAAAGUCUGUAAAAGUCAACAUUGACAAAAUGUACUACGUGUUUGAUAUUUGUAAGGAUAGUUACUCCCAGUGCUUAGCAAAUGAUUGUCAAAAUGUACCUUUAAAGAAACAUCUUACGUUAAAUAAUAGUACAACAUUUCUAGAAAUGAACCUAUCAAAAACCUGUGAUACCAAAAGUCCUAUUAAUAAAGUAAUUUUUGAGUUAGUGUGUGAUGAUAUACAACAUAAUGAACACUUCAGUCUAAAGGAAGAAAUUAAUGAUUGUACUAUAAAACUUCUAUUAUAUACAAAUUUAGUUUGUGGCAGAGAGGAAUAUCAAGUGGACGAAAAAGAUAAAAAUGAGAAGUAUUUCAUAGUGGAUGGAAAGGAGUUCAAUCAUGGAAAGGAGUUCAAUCAUGAAAAUGAGUUAAAUCCUGAAAAUGAGUUCAAUCAUGAAAAUGAAUUAAAUCAUGAGCAUCAAAACUGCUCAGUAUUAAGCUCCAUAACUGGUUAUACCAUAUAUUUGAAUUCACUGCAGCUUAAUAUUUCAACUCUUUGUCCAACCAUUUAUUUUUAUGAAAACAACAAAUCUGUUGUUUUGAUAUAUCCUAAUGAUAAAAUUUGUAGUAAAUCUACUUUAGAUGCUAAAUAUGAGUAUAAGGCUGUAUUAACUUGUUCAAAUAAAGAAUUACAUAAAACGGAGAAAAUGGACUGUUUUGAAGUAUUCCAUCUAGAACGACCUGAGUUUUGUAAACUCUUUGAAUUCUCAGUUUUAGAUAGGCCUCAGAAGAGUAACACAGUGACAAUUGUGUUUUCAACUCUUGGGGCCAUUGUUUUCAUAAUAAUAUUAAGUGCUUUCGGCUUUUAUAAAUGGAAAAAAUAUUCAAGAAAAUCAUUGUAUCUCACCGUCUAUGAUAAGGUAAAAGACCCUUAAAUAAUGAUACACACUAUUUUGUCUUACAUUUGAAGAAAUAUACAGUCGUAAAACCACAAAUAUUUCAUUUCCCUUAGUCUCUCGAAUUUUUUUUCGAAAAGCCAACGUUUAUUGUAUUUGUAUUCAUCAAAGUGUGAUUUAAACAAGGUGUUUGUGGACUUAUAUUAUUAAAGAAAAAACUUUGGAAACAUUUCCUUUAAUUACAAGUAGCAUAUUUUCCUGACUAAAAAAACGUUAACCAGCUAUUGAUUUGGUAGAGAAUUUAAAAGGUUUUGUACUAUCAUCCUCUAUAAUGGUGAUAAGUUUUUUUAAAACAUUCUUGGUAUAAGAAUAUUUGCUAAUAAUCAAAAUAACGCAUCUAAAUGAUUAACCAAACAAAAAUUAUGUAUAGGAACAACUUUUUAUAAGAAGCUUAACUUUUAAUCCCGCUCUUGUUUGUUAUGUCACAAAUAAAUAUUUAUAUUGUU
This is a messenger RNA of Anoplophora glabripennis (Asian longhorned beetle), 3569 nucleotides long. RefSeq names its product cation-independent mannose-6-phosphate receptor-like. The transcript has 19 exons. Gene Ontology annotation, molecular function: signaling receptor activity; D-mannose binding. Gene Ontology annotation, biological process: lysosomal transport. The record is from RefSeq and is a predicted model, not a curated record. NCBI's taxonomy places the organism in Eukaryota, Metazoa, Arthropoda, Insecta, Coleoptera, Cerambycidae. The coding region runs from base 358 to 3102 and encodes 914 amino acids.